This is a messenger RNA of Penicillium digitatum Pd1, 1032 nucleotides long. Its product is annotated as heme-dependent oxidative N-demethylase family protein. NCBI's taxonomy places the organism in Eukaryota, Fungi, Ascomycota, Eurotiomycetes, Eurotiales, Aspergillaceae. The record is from RefSeq and is a predicted model, not a curated record.
AUGGGAUUCCCCGUGGCAGAGGUCAAAGGACUUGGAGACUUUCCGGACUAUGCGACUUUAAGUGGGGUUCCACUUCCCAGCCCGUAUCCCCAGUUCAACAUCGAAAAGGCGCUACCUCGCCCAUAUCGUCCAUUCUGGUGGGCGUAUCACCAAACGAUGUCCUUGACCAAGCUCGAAACAGACUGGUGGAUCGAGCUAGAAAGUACAUACAAAAGCCGCAUUGCCCAGCGCAAAGAACUUUACACCAAACAUGGAAAUGAGAUCCUCGACGCCAUGCCGGGCUCUGAGCUUGCAUGCAAGGAGUUGAUGGAGAUGGUUUUGCAGUUUAUCUGCGCCCGAUACCCGCAUUACUUCACCCUGGUUGACAAGCGCGUAUUGCAGAACAAGAUCCUCGGUACCGAGCAGGACAUCAAAUCCAAGCCCCCUCUGGAAUUCCUUUUAGACAACGUACCAGAGGACUUCGCAAUCAUGCUUCGCGACGAUACGACGGGAUUCUACUUCCUGCGAGCGGCGGUGAUUUGCUCCGCGAUGGGGUGGAAUGUCGCGUCGAAAGUUGGAAAGCAGUUGGAUGAGAUUCACGAGUCGAUUCCGGAUUAUAUGGAGAAGAUGCAGUUCUCGAUGGAUCGCUUUUUCGCUAAGAUGCCGACUCAGAAACCAAUCCAACGAGGCUCUUGGAGCCUGGAAAUUGGACAGCCUUUGUGCACGCCACCCGGGGACCCUCAUGAGCUGCAGCGGUUCUCUCAGCGGGCUGAUUUGACUAUCGACGAGUGUCACCUGCGGGUGGACUGGCAGACUCUCCGGCGCCUUCCGUUGUCAGGUGCAGUGGUUUUCAAUUUCAAGGCGCUUUUUACCCCGGUAACGGAAUUCCGGGAGGAACCUGGCGUACCUAGUUUAGUGGUGAAACUUUUAACAGAAGGAACGAAGAACCUCAUGGAUUAUAAAGGUGUUUGGCAUCUUCAGCAUGUUGUACUUCUCACGUUGGAGGAAUGGAUGGAGGAGCAGAAGGAGAAUGGGUUAGUUCCGCAAGAUUAG